GCGCACUUCUCCGUUCCGCUGUCAGUCCGAGUGUAAUGAUGGCGUCCUCUGCAGCUUGCUGUUCUGCACGCUGGAUCUCCAUAGCUGUCUCGACCGGGCAGCGCCGGGCUUGUUGCCAGCUUGCCUCCGCAACGAGAAUACCUCGCUCCGUCCACAGCCAGGGCUCACCCGCGGGUGCGCUGCAGUACCGGUGCGGGGCGACAGGAGUCGGGACUGGCUUGACAUUGAGAGGGCUGACAGGACUGGGUGCCCCCAGUGCAAUCUGUGCUGCUUCCUUCCACACCAGUGCCUCUCAUCCCAACAAGCAGGACUUCUACCAAGUGCUGGGGGUGCCGCGCUCCUCCACUCAGAAAGAGAUCAAGAAGGCUUAUUACCAGCUUGCUAAGAAGUACCAUCCAGACACAAAUAAGGAUGACCCUCAGGCCAAAGAGAAGUUUGCCCAGCUGGCUGAAGCAUACGAGGUGCUGAGUGACGAGGUGAAGAGAAAGCAGUAUGACACCUACGGGUCCGCUGGGUUUGACCCAGGCCGGGCCGGUGCCGGCAGCCAGCAGUACUGGCGCGGGGGGGCCAGCGUCGACCCAGAGGAGCUCUUCCGCAAGAUCUUCGGGGAGUUCUCUGGCUCGCAAUUCGGGAAUAUGAACUCCAUGUUCGACCAGCCACAGGAGUACAUCAUGGAGCUGACUUUCACCCAGGCGGCCAAGGGGGUAAAUAAAGAGAUUGCGGUGAACAUUGAAGAUUCCUGCCAGCGCUGCGACGGCAAGGGGCAUGAGCCGGGUACCAAGGUGCAGCACUGCCACUACUGCAGCGGCACGGGCAUGGAAACGAUAAACACCGGCCCCUUCGUGAUGCGCUCCACCUGUCGACGUUGCGGUGGGCGUGGCUCGGUCAUGGUCACACCCUGCAUAUCGUGCCGUGGGUCGGGCCAGACCAAACAGAGGCGGACAGUGGUAGUGCCGGUCCCUGCAGGGGUGGAGGAUGGGCAGACGGUCAGGAUGCCUGUGGGGAAGAAGGAGAUCUUUAUCUCGUUUCGGGUUCAGAGGAGCCCGGUGUUCAGGAGAGAAGGGGCGGACAUUCACUCGGACCUCUUCAUCUCCAUAGCGCAGGCGAUCCUGGGGGGUACGGCCCGGACACAGGGCCUGUACGAGACUGUCAACAUCAUGGUGGGUACCUGCGGCACCACACACACCUCCUGAUAGGGCAUUCCAUGA
Messenger RNA from Polyodon spathula (Mississippi paddlefish), 1208 nucleotides. Its product is annotated as dnaJ homolog subfamily A member 3, mitochondrial-like. Gene Ontology annotation, cellular component: mitochondrion. The record is from RefSeq and is a predicted model, not a curated record. The transcript has 8 exons. Lineage: Eukaryota; Metazoa; Chordata; Actinopteri; Acipenseriformes; Polyodontidae. Gene Ontology annotation, molecular function: heat shock protein binding; protein kinase binding. Gene Ontology annotation, biological process: mitochondrion organization; negative regulation of apoptotic process; protein folding. Bases 36 to 1193 code for a protein of 385 amino acids.